UUGAAUAUUAAUAUUAAUAUCUCCAAAUUUCGUCGUCCAUUUCGUAUGUCAUUUUCCAACUGCUCCUUCAAAAACCAAGCCAACUUCCUUCAAUUAUCGCACGACCAAAAAAAAUAAGAAAAGUCAAACAAACCUCCAUUGUUGUUCUAAACUAGAGAAAAUGAGUUGUGUAAACAAUGAUGGUGGUAGUUCCAAUAAUGAAUUUGAUCAAAAUGUGUUGGUCAUGAGGCAUGGUGAUCGGAUGGAUAACUUUGAUACAACAUGGGUAAAAACUGCUGCGCGGCCAUGGGAUCCGCCCCUUUUUGAAGCUGGAAAAACUAGGGCUUUUAAUGUUGGUAAAUAUUUCAAAACUCAACUCGAUUUUCCGAUUCAUAGAGUGUUUGUUUCCCCGUUUUUAAGGUGUAUUCAAACUGCUGCUGAGGUUAUGAAUGGACUUUGCUCUGAUGAUGCUGGUGAUGAUUUUUCUAAAGUUAAGGUAUCGAUUGAGUAUGGGUUGUGUGAGAUGUUGAUCAGGGAAGCUAUAAGACCUGAAUUGGCACCUAAAGAUGGUAAUUUUGAUUUCAAUUUGUCUGAGCUUGAAGCCAUGCUACCUGUUGGAACUGUAGAUCAUACUGUUGAAAGAAUUUACUCAGAGAUGCCACGGUGGGAAGAGACUGUUUUAGGUUGCAGGAGCAGAUAUGAGCAAGUCAUUCAGGCGCUUGCCGAUAAAUAUCCUACGGAAAACCUGCUGCUAGUUACACAUGGAGAAGGUGUUGGGACUUCCGUUUCAACUUUAAAGAAAGAUGCUGUUGUUUAUGAAGUAAACUACUGUGCUUAUUCUCAUGCAAAAAGACACAUCGUGUUAGCAGAAAAUGGCUCGUUCGAUGCUGGAAGUUUUGAUUUGGUCACUGCUUCUAAUGAGACUGGCAUCCACUGGAUAUUGAACAACACAGCCGAUGGUGUAUGACCUCUCAAUUCAAAAUAAACUCGGAAAAUUUCUACAUUGCUAAAGGCUGGUGUGAUUCUUAAUAAUAGUUUGCAGUCGCGUGCUUUAAGAUCCAUUCUUUUCUAUCAAGAAUAUGCGUAAUGUUUUUAGAUUCAUAUAUUUUUUAUCAUUGGAUUGGAUGAUAAAACAUUUGAAAGGAAACGAUCAAAGUUGUUGAUGCCUCAUAGUCAUUA
Amaranthus tricolor (Joseph's coat) is the source of this 1158-nucleotide messenger RNA. RefSeq lists its product as uncharacterized. The record is from RefSeq and is a predicted model, not a curated record. The transcript is spliced from 4 exons. NCBI's taxonomy places the organism in Eukaryota, Viridiplantae, Streptophyta, Magnoliopsida, Caryophyllales, Amaranthaceae. The coding region runs from base 161 to 946 and encodes 261 amino acids.